Fonsecaea multimorphosa CBS 102226 is the source of this 1230-nucleotide messenger RNA. RefSeq lists its product as uncharacterized. Bases 1 to 1230 code for a protein of 409 amino acids. Lineage: Eukaryota; Fungi; Ascomycota; Eurotiomycetes; Chaetothyriales; Herpotrichiellaceae. The transcript has 6 exons. Gene Ontology annotation, molecular function: metal ion binding; agmatinase activity. The record is from RefSeq and is a predicted model, not a curated record.
AUGCUGCUUAAGUCAUUUGUUCUACUGGCGUGUGCCAGCUGCGCGCUCGCGCAUGGCGACCAUGACCACGACCAGGCUCCCAUCGAAGGACCUCACAAGUCUCUCUGGUACAACACCCUGCCAGGCGACGGUGGCACGCAGGCCGACUCUGUCUUCUCCGGCAUCUCGACCUUCGGCCGCCUGCCCUACUUCCCCUGCUUGACCAGCGACGAGGAGAAAUAUGACAUUGCAUUCCUUGGCGCACCAUUCGACACGGGCACUUCAUACCGACCAGGAGCUCGAUUUGGACCCAGCGGGAUCAGGCAAGGUUCUCGACGCCUCAAUCUCUACGGCGGGUAUAAUGUACCUAUGAAAUCCAACCCCUUCAACUUCUGGGGCAAAGUUAUUGAUUGCGGCGACAUCCCAGUUACCUCAUACGACAACCACUACGCUCUGCAGCAGAUCGAAGACGGGCACAACACUUUGCUGAUGCGGACGCCGUACACGGCCGCAAACGAACCGGGUAUCUCCAAGGCAGGCAAGACUCUACCACGCAUCAUCACCUUGGGUGGUGACCACACAAUCACGCUGCCCCUCCUGCGAUCGAUCAACAAAGCCUACGGCCCGAUCAGCGUGAUCCACUUCGACUCGCACCUCGACACGUGGAAGCCCAAGGUCUUUGGCGGGGCGCCGUCCAAGCAAGCGGCCAUCAACCACGGGACGUACUUUUACUGGGCGUCCGAGGAAGGCCUUCUCGCCAACGACAGCUCGAUCCACGCGGGGAUCCGCACCACGCUUUCGGGCCCUUCGGACUACGAGAACGACGGCUACUGCGGCUUUACGAGGGUGGAGGCCCGCGAGAUCGACACGAUUGGCAUGCACGGCAUCAUUCGCCGCAUCCGCGACCGCGUCGGCACCGACAGACCUGUCUACUUGUCCAUCGACAUCGACACGCUCGAUCCGGCCUUUGCCCCCGCGACGGGAACUCCGGAGACUGGGGGGUGGAGCACGCGCGAGCUGCGUACCAUCCUGCGCGGCCUCGAGGGCCUGAAUUUUGUCGCUGCAGAUAUUGUCGAGGUUGCUCCGGCCUACGAUACAAACGCCGAGCUGACCACCAUGGCCGCCGCGGACGUGCUCUACGAGGUCAUGACAAUCAUGGUCAAGAACGGGCCUUUGACUAAGAAGGCUGCCCAAGGAGAGGGCAAGUCUGAAGACUUUGCUCUGCCCGAGUUCGCGGAAGAGCUGAAAUAG